Molecule: messenger RNA, 1605 nt
Organism: Kogia breviceps (pygmy sperm whale)
Lineage: Eukaryota; Metazoa; Chordata; Mammalia; Artiodactyla; Physeteridae
Gene: ACTR10
Product: actin related protein 10
Biological process (GO): retrograde axonal transport of mitochondrion
Cellular component (GO): dynactin complex
Source: RefSeq, a predicted model, not a curated record
GCCCCCGCCGUCGCCACCGCCCGCGCGCCAUCGCCCCGGCCCCGCCCCCGAGAGCCGAGGGCUGUCGGCUGCUGAGGACUGAAAGCGCCUAUCUCCUUACCGGUUUGUUUACUACCAUGCCGCUGUACGAGGGCCUGGGGAGCGGCGGAGAGAAAACGGCGGUCGUGAUAGACUUGGGAGAGGCUUUUACCAAGUGUGGAUUUGCUGGAGAAACUGGUCCAAGAUGCAUAAUUCCUAGUGUGAUAAAAAAAGCUGGCAUGCCUAAGCCUAUCAAAGUUGUACAGUAUAAUAUCAAUACAGAAGAAUUAUAUUCCUACCUAAAGGAAUUCAUCCACAUACUGUAUUUCAGGCAUCUGUUGGUGAAUCCCAGAGACCGCAGAGUUGUGGUUAUUGAGUCUGUAUUAUGUCCUUCCCACUUCAGAGAGACACUCACUCGUGUUCUUUUCAAGUAUUUUGAGGUUCCAUCUGUCUUGCUUGCUCCAAGUCAUCUAAUGGCUCUUCUUACACUUGGGAUAAACUCUGCCAUGGUCCUGGAUUGUGGAUAUAGGGAAAGCCUGGUGUUACCUAUAUAUGAAGGAAUCCCAGUACUAAAUUGUUGGGGAGCACUCCCCCUAGGAGGAAAAGCUCUUCACAAGGAGUUGGAAACUCAACUAUUGGAACAAUGUACUGUUGACACAGGUGCUGCUAAAGAACAGAGCCUUCCCUCUGUGAUGGGUUCAAUUCCAGAAGGUAUCUUGGAGGACAUUAAAGUGCGCACUUGCUUUGUUAGUGAUCUGAAGCGUGGACUAAAAAUCCAAGCAGCAAAAUUUAAUAUUGAUGGGAAUACUGAGCGUCCCUCACCACCCCCAAAUGUUGACUACCCAUUAGAUGGAGAGAAGAUUUUACAUGUCCUUGGAUCAAUCAGAGAUUCGGUUGUGGAAAUCCUUUUUGAACAAGAUAAUGAAGAGAAAUCAGUUGCCACUUUAAUAUUGGAUUCCCUUAUGCAGUGUCCAAUAGACACUAGGAAGCAACUAGCAGAAAAUUUGGUAGUCAUAGGUGGCACGUCUAUGUUGCCAGGAUUCCUCCACAGACUACUUGCAGAAAUAAGGUAUUUGGUAGAAAAACCAAAAUAUAAAAAAACACUUGGCACCAAGACAUUCCGAAUUCAUACUCCACCUGCAAAGGCUAAUUGUGUAGCCUGGUUGGGAGGAGCUAUUUUUGGAGCACUGCAAGACAUACUUGGGAGCCGUUCAGUCUCAAAGGAAUAUUAUAACCAGACAGGCCGUAUACCUGAUUGGUGUUCUCUUAAUAACCCACCUUUGGAAAUGAUGUUUGAUGUCGGGAAGACUCAACCACCUCUGAUGAAGAGAGCAUUUUCCACUGAGAAAUGAAAGUUUGAUUAAAAUUCAACUUUGCUUCAUUUCAAAUAUCUCAUCAAUUACAAGCAAACUGUACAAAGUAUAUAGGAUGGUGUUAGAGAUGACUUUAGUAGAAGUGAAAGCAUUUCUGUAAUUAUACUUCACAUUAGUAUUUAAUCAUUUUGCCUUUGGUGUAAUGGUAGAAUGGUAGCUGAUGCUUAUUGAAAUUAGUUGUAUUUAUAUCAAUAAAAUAGAGUAAAGCAGUUAA